AUGGCUGCUCAACUCCCAAAGAACAUGAAGGCCCUCAGGUACUCCAAGCCUGAGGAGUUUGGCAUUGUCAACAUCCCUCUUCCCGAGCUCAGAGAAAACGAUGUUAUGAUCAAAGUCAAGGCUUGCGGUGUCUGCGGCACUGACCUUCACAUCCACGAGGGUGAAUUUUUGGCCAAGUCGCUGCAGUUCCCUCUCGUUCCAGGACACGAGACCGUCGGUGUUGUUGCUGCCGUUGGUCCCAAGGUCAAGGGAUUCAACAUUGGCGACAGAGUUGUUGCCGAUAACUCCGAGCUUUGCGGAGAGUGCUUCUACUGCCGCCGCGGUGAGGAGCUCCUCUGUGAGCACUUCGAGGCUCACGGUGUCACCAUGAACGGUGGAUUCGCCGAAUACUGCGCCUACCCCGCCGGCCGUGUUUUCAAGAUCCAGAACCUCUCCGACGUUGAUGCCACCCUUCUCGAGCCCGCUUCCUGCGCUGCUCACGGUCUUGACAAGAUCAACCCCAAGAUGGGAUCCACCGUCCUCAUGUUCGGUGCCGGCCCAACUGGUCUCGUUCUCGCCCAAAUGCUCCGAUUGAACGGUGGAUGCAAGGUCGUCAUUGCCGCUCCUGAGGGAUUGAAGAUGAACCUUGCUAAGAGCCUUGACGCUGCUGACGAAUACGUCGAGCUCUCCCGCAAGGACCCCAGCGCUCAGUUCGAUGCUUUGAAAGCCGCCAACCCAUACGGUUUCGACAUUGUUGUUGAGGCCACUGGCAGUGUCAAGAUUCUCGAGGAUGCCAUCAACUACUGCCGUCGUGGUGGAAAGCUGAUCGUCUAUGGUGUUUAUGCCAGCAAGGACCGUGUCAGCUGGGCUCCAUCCAAGAUCUUCGGUGACGAAAUCACCAUCCUCGGAAGCUUCAGCGAAACCUACAAGUUCCCUGCUGCCAUUGACUACCUUGACUCCGGAAAGGUCAAGGUCAAGGGUAUCGUCAACAAGACCUUCAAGCUCGAACAGUGGGCUGAGUGCUUGGAAUCCAUGAAGAACAAGACCGCCAUCAAGGCUGCUAUCACCUUCGACUAA
Arthroderma uncinatum is the source of this 1056-nucleotide messenger RNA. Its product is annotated as L-threonine 3-dehydrogenase. The coding region runs from base 1 to 1056 and encodes 351 amino acids. Lineage: Eukaryota; Fungi; Ascomycota; Eurotiomycetes; Onygenales; Arthrodermataceae. The record is from RefSeq and is a predicted model, not a curated record. The transcript has 7 exons. Gene Ontology annotation, molecular function: oxidoreductase activity; zinc ion binding.